AUGGUGAGAGAGAAGAUCAAAAUCAAGAAAAUCGAUAACAUCACGGCAAGGCAGGUGACUUUCUCCAAGAGGAGACGAGGGCUUUUCAAGAAAGCUGAAGAGCUUGCUGUUUUGUGUGAUGCUGAUGUUGCCCUCAUAAUCUUCUCAGCCAUUGGCAAGCUCUUCGAGUUCACUAGCUCAAGCUUCAACACAUUCCAGCAAAUUGCAACUGCUUAUAUUGCUUCUCCUACUCCAUAUUUGAGGACAAAUCUAUUAGAGGAUAAGGGAAAGCAAGUUGUCUAUUCGUCUUCUAGUAGUGACGAAAUAGAGAUGAGUGAGGAUAUCGAAAAAAGUGAAGAAGAGGUGUCACCUUUACCUCACCCGGUCAGAAGACGACAAAGGGAGGGCACUUCUCGUAGUGCUGAAGCUGCCGUCUUUGAUAGUGCCAAGUUCACCAGUCUUAGGAAUCAAGGGUGA
Messenger RNA from Coffea arabica (coffee), 456 nucleotides. Lineage: Eukaryota; Viridiplantae; Streptophyta; Magnoliopsida; Gentianales; Rubiaceae. The record is from RefSeq and is a predicted model, not a curated record.